AGAGAUGGAAACCAGAAGUAAGUCCCAGCUCCUCCUGCUCCUGACACUUUGCAGUGUCUUCUUCUCACACACGCUGGCAUGGCCUCUUCUCAGAGCACCCCCUUCUCUGAGGUUGGGUGACAGCAUACCAUUUGAAGGAGCAAGUGAACCUGAUCAAGUUUCAUUAAGGACAGACACUGACAUCUUGCAAAACGCAUUUGCUGACAAUGAUACACCCUAUUAUGAUGUAUCCAGAAAUGCCAGACAUGCUGAUGGAGUUUUCACCAGUGACUAUAGUAGACUCUUGGGUCAACUUUCUGCCAGAAAAUACCUUGAGUCCCUUAUUGGAAAACGAGUUAGCAACAACAUCUCAGAAGACAAUUCACCAAUCAAACGUCACUCUGAUGCAGUCUUCACUGACAACUAUACCCGCCUUAGAAAACAAAUGGCUGUAAAGAAAUACCUGAAUUCAAUUCUGAAUGGGAAGAGGAGCAGUGAGGGAGAAUCUCUCGACUUUCCUGAAGAGUUAGAGAAAUGAUGAAAACAC
Molecule: messenger RNA, 526 nt
Organism: Trichechus manatus latirostris (Florida manatee)
Lineage: Eukaryota; Metazoa; Chordata; Mammalia; Sirenia; Trichechidae
Gene: VIP
Product: vasoactive intestinal peptide
Exons: 5
Coding region: 5-517 (170 amino acids)
Biological process (GO): adenylate cyclase-activating G protein-coupled receptor signaling pathway; regulation of protein localization; positive regulation of epinephrine secretion
Cellular component (GO): extracellular region; neuron projection
Molecular function (GO): peptide hormone receptor binding; neuropeptide hormone activity
Source: RefSeq, a predicted model, not a curated record